Messenger RNA from Nanorana parkeri, 1211 nucleotides. RefSeq names its product vesicle associated membrane protein 7 (gene VAMP7). Lineage: Eukaryota; Metazoa; Chordata; Amphibia; Anura; Dicroglossidae. The record is from RefSeq and is a predicted model, not a curated record. Gene Ontology annotation, molecular function: SNARE binding; SNAP receptor activity. Gene Ontology annotation, biological process: vesicle fusion; exocytosis. Gene Ontology annotation, cellular component: SNARE complex; membrane. The coding region runs from base 123 to 785 and encodes 220 amino acids. The transcript has 9 exons.
GUCAGCGUGAUCUGUCCUUACAGAAGGGAGGAGGACUUAGCACAGGGAAAUCUGGCAUGUAAUCAGCUCUGUGAUCAGGAGAGAAGACUGUGUACAGCCCGAACACCUCCAGCAGGGAAGAGAUGGCGAUCUUGUUCUCUGUUGUUGCAAGAGGAACCACCAUCUUGGCCAAACAUGCCUGGUGUGGGGGCAACUUUCUGGAGGUGACAGAGCAGAUCCUGGCAAAGAUCCCAUCAGAAAACAACAAGCUGACCUACUCCCAUGGCAGUUACUUGUUCCAUUACAUCUGUCAGGACCGAAUCAUUUACCUGUGCAUCACAGACGAUGACUUUGAACGUUCCAGAGCGUUUAAUUUCUUAAAUGAAGUUAAGAAGAGGUUUCAGACCACCUAUGGAUCCCGAGCACAGACUGCACUUCCUUACGCCAUGAACAGCGAAUUCUCCAGCGUUCUGUCAGCACAGCAGAAACACCACUCAGAAAACAAAAGCGUGGAUCGUGUUGUGGAGACACAAGCCCAGGUGGAUGAGUUGAAAGGAAUUAUGGUCCGAAAUAUAGAUCUUGUGGCACAGAGAGGAGAACGCUUAGAGUUAUUAAUAGAUAAAACGGAGAACCUUGUUGACUCUUCUGUCACCUUUAAGACCACAAGCAGAAACCUGGCCCGGGCUAUGUGCAUGAAGAAUUUGAAGCUGACCAUCAUUAUUGUUGUUGUAACAGUAGUCAUUAUCUAUAUCAUUGUGUCGGCAGCUUGCGGAGGGCUGUCGUGGCCCAGCUGUGUGAAUAAGUAACUCCUCUCUCUUCCGAUGCAUGAAAGUGUUCUCCAGUAACCGGAAAGUCAAAGUACUACCUAUUCACACGUGUAGAAUCCCGCCGAAAAGAGACUUAAUGGAAAAGCCUUUUCCCUCGACGCUGCGAGGUGUCCGAUAUCCUCCUUCAUCGUCUCAUCCUUCCAUUCUUACUGGACAUUGUAGCUCUAUGCCUUAUAAUGUGUAAGAGGAAACAUGGCCAGGAGUCUGUCACGCUGUAUGUCCUGAAAGCUGAAGGAGAUGGAGCAUGGUAAUGCCAUUUAUUUUUUCUCUUUCCUAAACCCUUUUUUUUUUUUCCCUCACAGUCCCUCUCUACCCCUCAAAUAUCCUCUUAUGUUUUUCACUGUUUUAGUCCCUUUUUUAAAACCUGUCCAGCAGUCCAUUCUUGUCCUUGCUUACUUCAGGUUU